AUGUCCAAGCGAACACCAAGAGAGAAAAUCAAUUUAAAAGCCUCUGAAGACAAUUUCUGCAAAGACGACGAUGAUCAUCACUUGUUACAACAUACUCAACAAACAUUUGGAGGAGGAGAGGAUGUUAACGAAGGAUUUACUCCUACUUUAUCCGAAAACUCAUCACUAAGUGGUACACUCGGAAAUAUUGUCGUUGAUGAUGACGAUGAUUGGUAUCAACAAGAACGAUUGGAUCAUGAUGAUACAUCAAUUAGACUUUCGUUCGAGAAACACCCUUUACUCAUUGAGACUGUUAUUCAAAAUUUAUUUGAUUUUACCGAAAAUCCCUUUUCAAUCUUGCUGGUCAAUCGGACUUGGUACUUGUUCUUUCACAAUGUUUAUAUUCAACAAAAAAGAACAAAUUUCGAGGAGAAUCAACCAUCCUUUUUAGAAAGAAUUGGAUGCUCAAUUGCAAGAAGAGACAUGAAAAAGUUAACUAAUUUUGUGUACAGUAUGACUAUGAUGCAUAAUCAUUUAAUGAGAGGAAUAACACAUGUACAAAUUCAGGAGAAUAAGAACAUCAAAGAUGAAAUAUCAUCAAUAGAUGUGUGCAUGACUUUAUCUAAUGGAAAUAUUAUCAAGAAAGACAGUUCUAAAAACACAUGGGAGGAAUUUACUAUUACACAAAAAAAGAAAACUCAUGAAAGCCCAAAACCUAUUUCUUCCUCUGUGCAACAAGAGUUUUUUGAUCAGGCAGAAGAUUCCAUAUUAGGAGGAAGAAACACUGUUCUUUCAGCGACCACACGAUCUUACUACACCGCAGUUAUUAGUAAAAAGACCACUGAACCAAACGAGAAAAGAUUUAUUGUGACAGGAGGAAAUGACUGUAUCAUUCGAGUACUUGACUAUGAGACAGGAGAACUAAAAGCUUUUUUUAGUAAGGCUAAUAGACAGCCUAUUCUUGCACUUUCGUUGAGUGGAGACAAAAUAUUCAGUGCUUCUGAUGGAGUUUAUGUUCUACAGUACCACAAUGUUGAAGAAGAAAAAAUUCAUCCAGCAGAAAACCAGGAUGACAAAGACGAUGACUUUGAUAAGAAGACAAAAAUCCACAAACCAAAAACAAAAUUGUCGAAGGAGGAAGAAAAAAAGCGAGAGAAAGAGUUAAGAAAGCAGUAUCAAAAGAAACAGAUCAAGGAAAAGAAAGAUAGAGGUACCUUGAAAAGGCCCAAAAUAGAGUUGAUCAAAACUUUCAAGCAUCACUAUGCUGGACUUGUGACAUCAAUGCAGAUCCACAAAUAUGACAAAUCUCAUCUGUUGCUCAUUACCUCACAUACUGAGAACAGCAUUCGAUUAUGGGAUUACCACACUGAAAGCGUGCUGGCUAUCAUCAUUGGUGAUUACUGUGCUCCAGUAUAUUCUGCGUUUCUCUCUUUCAAAGGAUUUGGAAGGCAGAAAUAUUUCAGUGUUUGUUCAAUUAACGACAGUUUUGAAAAUGCCUAUGUAUGGAAUCCCAACACAUUACUUCCUUCUCCCACUGUACAGUAUAACAGUAAUCCAAAUGCCACAAUUGAAGAUGUGUUAUUCAGGAAGAGAACAUAUGACGUUUCGUCCCAAAACAUUCUUUUUCCAGAGAAACAUUGCAAAGAGUUUGCCUUCUUUUCUCUCACAACUCCAUUUCAGACUAUUUUUUCCAUUCCUUUCCAAAUCGAGGAUGAUACAUUAUCAUGUUUCGGAAGAAGAACUUCAGAACUUGGAUUAUUUCAGCCAAACGUUAGUUUGGAUAUUGUGAACAAGAGAGAGAGUCCUCCUCUUGACAAGCUCAAAAGUCAGGUAAAUGAUAGCUCCAGUAGUUAUAUACUAGACGAAAUAUCUCAACUUCUUGAAGGAGUAGGAACAAUAUCAGCCAAAGAGAUUGCUGCAUCCCUGAAAGAAAUAAUUGAAAAAACUCUUGAAGAACCAUUGCUUACCUCCACAAUUGCAGAGCUACUCAUAUGGUAUGCAUGCAGAAGCUCUACUGCACAUUUUUCUCAAGUUUUUAGCGAAAUUUGUUACAGAACUUUGUUUGGGCUAAAAACAGGACCAUCCAAAGACUCUAUUUAUGACGUUUUAAAGCGAGUUCGAUUAUCUGAAAAAGAGCUGCUAGAUUUAAAGACGUCACCCAAAUUACAUCUAUUAUUUCAGUAUAAGUUGUCUCACGUGUUGCUUGUUGCCAACCUCUUCCACAUGUAUCCAAAUUAUUUCAGGAGAGUGUUACGAGAGGUCAUUUUGGACGUUGAAAAGGAUUUAAGGUCGGCCUGGGAAAACAAAAAUAUGGCUGCAACUAGUUUGAAUAUUAUGAGAUUGUAUAUUUUGAUCGUUGAUUCUUUUACAGACAAGCCUGUAGAAAUUUCUGUUGUUCUUUUAAGUGUUAUUGAUCCAAGCCAUAUAACCUCAAUUACAGAAAUUAUUAAGGAAAUUGCGAACAAUUCAAAUUGGGAUAGCUCUUUUUACUAUGUCACCAUUGCAAAGGAAAUGACAUCUAUUUUGGAAUCCAAAGAAGUGUGUAAUUGGAAAUGCAGAUUAGAAAAAGAUUUCAUCUGUAAGAUAUAUUAUACUGCUGCCUCAUUUAGAGCAAACUACACAAGACAAUUUGUGAGGAAUAACAUUUACAACUCUCGAGAGCGAAUUAUCUAUGUUGAAACAGAAGCAGUUCCGUACCUUUAUGGGUUUGGAAAACGAAACAUUGCGAAGAUUCAACAACAAUCAAAUGCGGAUGUUUUCAUUGGCAGAAGGCCCACUAAUCAAGACAAGCGAGACAAAAUUUCUACCAAAAAGCAACAUCAAGAAGGUGACGACACAUUCAAAAAGAAGCAAGAAAAACGUCACCAAAAAGAAGAAAAAUGUAAAAAGCAGCUAUUAGGAGAUUAUACUAGUGUGUCUGUCAAGGGAGAUAUUCGCCAAGUCGACCUAGCUCUUGCCUUAAUAGAUAACCUACUGACCAAUUUUUAUGAUAAGAAGCAAAAGUUUAGCCGAAAGUUUGCUCCGAUUACCUCACUCUUUUUGUUCCACGACAUGGUCAAUGCCGAAGAAAGCUUUCUUUUCUUUGCUCCAUAUUCAAGACUUCCACUUGGAAUUAAAUAUAUCAAUGAGAGAAGGUUUGCCUUGAAACCUAUUGGAAAGGAGCACGAGAAGGUUCUUGCGCUUUCACAAACUCCCGAAAGCCCAAUAAUUUCGUCUCAAAGCCUAAAACACAUUAACUAUGGUAAUGGAACUGUCAAACGAACUGUUUAUUUGAAUUUGCAGAAUGAUGUGACAUUUUGUUUUGAGAAGUAUUAUUCCGAGAAGAUGUUCGACAACAUUUCAUAUGUCUUACAAAAUCUCACCACAAACUACUCACAACAAGCAUUGAAGGUUAAGCUAACAAUUGGAAAAUUAUUCUUUUACCAAUUGCCUCAAUAUAUUGAGGAUCACAAUAAUUGUAUUCCAUUUUGUGCUUUCCUCUAUUCAUUCAAUCAAACGAUCCAUAGUGCAUCUGAAGAUAUUAAGGAAUUACUAUUAAAUCCAAAUAGACAUCAUUCAGAAAAGAAAGCUUUGGAAAUGAAAUAUUCAUUUGAUGACAACGUCAGUAAGCACCAUCAGGCAACAAUAACCUCAAAAUUGUCUCCAUCAAUGGCAAAAAAGUUUGAAUCUAUCAUGUGUAUAGAAAUUGCGGACAAGAAAAACACUCAGUUAUUACAUUUGAAAUUUAUUGUUAAAUCUGGAGACAAUGUCACCGUUAAAUUCAAGUCUUUGAAAACCAUUCCCACAACAUUAUGUCAUUAUUAUUACUUGAAUUUGACACAAAAAGGAUCUAGACAAGAAUGUGAUAGUUUGAUUAGUUUCACACCCAGUGGAGAUAAUGUGGAAAGCCAGUAUUACAUUAUAAUGAAAUUUGCACAACAUUUAGAAGAGUAUUCAAACUCAAAAACUAUGACCAUUAAUCAACUUUUGGAUUACAUUAAGUAUCAAUUUUUAGAGUUGGAGGAAAAUGAUAAACCCAAGUAUAUUAAUCUUCAUGAGAACUAUAUGUUGUCAAACAUGACAGUUGCGCAAAUAUACACAUUUGAAUGCUUGUACUCAAAGAUGAAUUUCGACAUUUCUUCAAUAACAAUAGGGAUGGAGAGAAAUUUGAACAAUUCUGAUAUUCCGUUGAGAAUCAAGUUGAUCUAUAUGCAACAUAAUUGCUCGCUUCACUCAACGGUGACCAGAUAUCAAUGGAAGAUGGAAGUGGUAAAGAAACAUUUUGCUGGCGAAUCAGCAGAAAAGGAAAUUAUUUCUCUUCUUGAUACUUCUGAUAUUCUUCUUUACUAG
Molecule: messenger RNA, 4308 nt
Organism: Naegleria fowleri
Lineage: Eukaryota; Heterolobosea; Eutetramitea; Acrasida; Naegleriidae
Exons: 3
Coding region: 1-4308 (1435 amino acids)
Molecular function (GO): protein binding; RNA binding
Source: RefSeq, a predicted model, not a curated record